AUGGCGAGACGAACAUCUGCAGGAGAAAAUACAGCAUCGAUUAGGAGGAGUAGAAGAAUUGCAUGUAGAAUAAGAGGCGAAAUUGCAGAGACAUCAAGAAUGGGAGAGAGGAACAAUAGACCUCAACCGAUCAGAUCUCAGAUCCGACAUGAACCAAGGGAGAACUACCAAAGAAAUCUUGAUGAAGUAAGUGUUCACACUACGGAUACAGAAACCGCAGAAGAAAAUGAAGAGGGAACACAGGAGGAAGGAGCAGUGAAUGAAAACUCGCAGGAGGAGCGCGAACGCCGUUGCAUAGAAGAUCGAUAUGUACAAGUGGGUGAGAAUGAACCCAGGCGAGGACGUCGUAGAGAAGGAAGACCAGAGCGAAAUGGAGAAUACAACCGCACGAAUGAUGAAUCAGAGCAAGAUAAUGACGCAGAAAAAGAAAGGAUGAUACUUUAUGGAAGAGAGAUGCUGAGACGGCAAAAUGAGAGGGAUAGAGCUGCACAUGAGCACGCAAGAAAUAAAAAGGAGAGGAAAAGAGAAAGAAGAUCCAAUGAAGAACGACAAGAACUAGAAGAAGCCAUACGACAAAGCAGGCACGAAAACAGAUUGAGGCAAGCCCGGUUGAAAAUACCAAGGAAAUAUCAAGAAGAAGACAUAUUCCCAAAUGGCAAAAUUUUAAGAGAAAUAGCAAACCUAAGAGAAUUGGUAACAAAAGGGAGAGAUGGAGGAAGGAGGCAGCUAGAAGAAGCAAUAGAAUAA
This is a messenger RNA of Papaver somniferum (opium poppy), 747 nucleotides long. Its product is annotated as zinc finger CCCH domain-containing protein 13-like. Bases 1 to 747 code for a protein of 248 amino acids. The transcript is spliced from 2 exons. Lineage: Eukaryota; Viridiplantae; Streptophyta; Magnoliopsida; Ranunculales; Papaveraceae. The record is from RefSeq and is a predicted model, not a curated record.